This is a messenger RNA of Amaranthus tricolor (Joseph's coat), 2848 nucleotides long. RefSeq names its product G-type lectin S-receptor-like serine/threonine-protein kinase At1g11300. Gene Ontology annotation, biological process: recognition of pollen; protein phosphorylation. Lineage: Eukaryota; Viridiplantae; Streptophyta; Magnoliopsida; Caryophyllales; Amaranthaceae. The record is from RefSeq and is a predicted model, not a curated record. Bases 17 to 2611 code for a protein of 864 amino acids. Gene Ontology annotation, molecular function: protein serine/threonine kinase activity; ATP binding. The transcript is spliced from 8 exons.
UUUUCUGUGGAAAGUGAUGACCUAUUGUCACAAUCAAACGUCACAACUGGUCAUAAUCAACAAACCAAGUAAAAAAAAAGUCAUCCAAUUCAUAUUACAAUACAGAAAAGACCAUAAAUUAAGCAAAGAAUUCAGGCAGCCAAUAUUUUUUUUUCUGACAAUGGCUGUAUUCUAUUGCCUUCUUUUCUUUGUGCACUACUUUUGCAGUAAACUUUCCGGUGCCAUAGACAAUAACACCAUCACAAAAACAAAAUCCCUUCAAAAUCAUCAAUCUAUAAUCUCAAAAAAUGGUACUUUUAAGCUGGGUUUUUUCACCCCACAAGGAUCCAACAAUCAGUAUGUUGGAAUAUGGUUUAACCAGAUUCCUGUGCAGACUGUUGUUUGGGUUGCUAAUAGAGAUAAACCCAUCAAUAAUUCGUCGUGCCAAUUGCGAAUUUCUGAUGAUGGUAAUCUUGAGUUGAUUAAUGAUCAGAAAGUGAUCAUUUGGUCUACAAAUGUAGCAAAUUCAACCAACUUGAAUUCGACUGCACAGGUUCUUGAUUCAGGGAAUUUGGUUUUACAACAGGUUAACACUAAUGGAACAGUAACAUUAUGGCAAAGUUUCGAUCAUCCUACUAAUACAUUCUUACCUGGUAUGAAACCAACGGUUGCUAAUACUCCUAAUAAGAAUUACACCAUUUUUCGAUCCUGGAAAAGCCCGUCUGAUCCUUCUGAUGGGAGUUUUGCUGACGGUAUUGGUACUACAGGUGGAGUACCUCAGAUUUAUACAUGGAACAAUGGAGUGAAUUUCUGGCGGAGUGGGCCAUGGGAUGGAAAUAAUUUCAUUGGACUUCCAAAUGUGGAUAAUACUCUAAAAGAUGGAUUUGUCCUAGAGGUAAAUCAAGACCUUGGAACAAUUGAUAUGUCAUUUGAUCCACAAGAUUCUGGUCUUUUAUUUAAUUAUGUUGUAACCCCAAACGGUACAAUUAUAGAACAAUAUUGGGAUGAUACUAGUAAGAAUUGGGUACCAGGGUGGGUAGCCCCAUCAAGUACUUGUGAGGUUUAUGGGAAAUGCGGGGUUUACGGUUCGUGUCAUCAUGACUCGGGCUCAUGCAGAUGCUUACAAGGUUUUGAACCCAAAAACGACAAGGAAUGGAGAAGGGGAGACACUAGCAGUGGGUGUGUUAGACGAGCAGAACUCGAGUGUGGCAAAGGAAGCAAUGAUAAUGGAUUUUUGACGCUGAAUAACAUGAAAGUGCCUGAUAAUCUGCACCAGAUAUCAGCAUUUAGUCAAGAUGGUUGUAAAACUCAGUGUGUGACAAACUGUUCGUGUUUAGCUUAUGCGUACCAUUUGAAUAUCGGAUGUAUGAUUUGGACUGAAGGGUUGAUCGACACACAGGAAUUUUCAGCUGGUGGCAUUGAUCUUUUCCUCCGACUGGCAGCGUCAGAGCUAGAGGAAAGUAAAAAUCAUGCAAGGGUUGCAAUCAUUACAUCACUCACAAUCGCAGGCGCCAUAGUAGUUGUUAUAUUCGCGUUCUUUCUGAGGAGGCGGAUGAAGCGGAGACUGAGAGGAAAAAGAGAGGAAAUACCAAAUGCUUACAACUUUGAAGUUGGAGAACUUGAACUACAAGAUCCUCCACUAUAUACAUAUAGUAUACUGAGAUAUGCAACAAAUAAUUUUGAUGAAAGUAACAAACUUGGAGAAGGUGGCUUUGGUCCCGUUUACAAGGGGAUUUUGGAAGACGGACAGGAGAUAGCAGUGAAAAGACUUUCAGCAUCCUCUGGACAAGGCCUAGAAGAGUUUAUGACAGAAGUUAAGGUGAUUUCUAAGCUCCAGCACAGAAAUCUAGUCAGGCUUCUAGGCUGCUGCAUAGAAGGAGAGGAAAAAAUGUUAGUCUAUGAAUACAUGCCUAAUAAAAGCUUGGAUGUUUUUCUUUUCAAUCCCCAGCACCAAGUACAACUAUUAUGGGAGAAGCGUUUCAAUAUUAUUGAGGGCAUAUGUCGUGGCCUCCUCUACCUUCACAGAGAUUCUAGAUUAAGAAUCAUUCAUAGAGAUCUAAAACCGAGUAAUAUUCUGUUGGAUGGAGAACUCAAUCCCAAAAUUUCUGACUUUGGCAUGGCACGGAUAUUUGGAGGAAAUGAAGAUCAUGCCAACACCAGAAGAGUGGUCGGAACCUACGGUUACAUGUCUCCUGAAUAUACUAUGGGGCACUUCUCUGAAAAAACCGAUGUAUACAGCUUUGGAGUAAUACUACUAGAAAUCAUCAGUGGGAAGAGAAACUCAACGUUCCAUCGCUUUCAGAGUUCGCUAACAUUAAUGGGAUAUGCAUGGAAAUUAUGGAACGAGGGGAAUAUGGUAGAAUUCAUUGAUCCACUGAUUGCUGAUCAAAUCGUUCAGAAAAGCGUUCUAAGGUGCAUACAGAUAGCAUUAUUGUGCGUCCAGGAACUCGCUAAAGAUAGGCCGAGCAUUUCCAAUGUUAUAUCCAUGCUUGAUUCUGAUACGGAACUACUACCACAACCCAAAAAACCGCCAUUCUCAGAAUGGGAGGCUUCGUCUGAGAAUCCACAGAGUAGUUCAAUUUACAGUAGUUCCACUAACACUUUCUCUACUACACUCAUACAGGGUCGAUAAAAUGAGCUCUCGAAAAACGACAUAUAGCAGUCAGAGGUAAAGGUGAUUCCAGCAUAGUACAGAAGUGUGAUCCUCUAGAUUAAAUAGAUCAGCUUUUUUUGAAAAAUUAAGCAGUAUAAUAGAAAGAUAUACAUGUGAAUUUUUUAAUUUUUUUUACCAUAUUAAUUCAUAUUAUUACUUAUGAGUUGUUUAGCUAUAGACUAAUAAACAUCGAAUACCAAUUGUUUCAUCGGGAAA